AUGACUGAGGUGUCCUCCACCCGUCUCUAUCUUGGGAACCUUCCCCGCAACGUGACUAAGAGCGACAUCGAAGAACACUUUAGCAGCCAUGGCUCCGGCAAGAUUACCGAGAUCAAGCUGAUGAACGGUUUCGGCUUCAUCGAGUAUGACGACCAGCUGGAUGCGAGAGAUAUCGUGCCCGCCUUCCACGGCAGUGAUUUCAAAGGUGAGCGGCUCACAGUACAGUUCGCGCGUGGUCCUCGCCGCAAGGAUCUUCCUGGACCGUCAGAUCGAAAUGCUCUCCCUCGCCCGCGUCGCACCAUUUUCCGAAUGCAGAUCUCAGGUCUCCCAGAAACAAGUUGGCAGGAUCUGAAAGAUUUCGCUCGCCAGUCUGGACUGGACGUGGUUUACUCCGAGACUGGCCGUGAGCAGGGCAGAGGGUUUGUUGAAUUUGAGACCGCCAAUGACUUGAAGACUGCCGUGGAGAAAUUGGACCAGCGCGAGUUCAAGGGCUCUGUUGUUUCCUGCGUUCCCGAUAUCCAAAGCUUUGAGGAACGUCCCGUCCGCGACCCAUAUCGGUCUCGUUCCCCACCUCGUCGCCCGUACCCUGGUCCCAUGGAUGAUUACGACCGCCGGAUCCCUCCCCCUCGUGGCUAUAGCCCCCGGGAGCACUACCGUGAGCGAUCUCCGGUCCCUCUCCGCCGCGACCCCUACUAUCCGGAUGGCUAUGGUCGCCGGACCCCUCCUCGCCCUCGGAUUGACGAUUACCCACCUCCACGUCGUCCCUACGAGGACCCUUACGAGGCCCGCCCUCCCCCACCUCCCCGCCACUAUGAUGAUCCCUACCUGGCUGCCCGGGGCUAUCGUCCUCGCUCUCCGCCGAGAGUCCCUUACGACCGCCCUCGCUACUGGUAG
Molecule: messenger RNA, 894 nt
Organism: Penicillium bovifimosum
Lineage: Eukaryota; Fungi; Ascomycota; Eurotiomycetes; Eurotiales; Aspergillaceae
Exons: 7
Coding region: 1-894 (297 amino acids)
Cellular component (GO): nucleus; ribonucleoprotein complex; cytoplasm
Molecular function (GO): mRNA binding
Source: RefSeq, a predicted model, not a curated record